Messenger RNA from Lonchura striata (white-rumped munia), 6305 nucleotides. RefSeq names its product sodium-dependent noradrenaline transporter. The record is from RefSeq and is a predicted model, not a curated record. NCBI's taxonomy places the organism in Eukaryota, Metazoa, Chordata, Aves, Passeriformes, Estrildidae. Gene Ontology annotation, biological process: dopamine uptake involved in synaptic transmission; amino acid transport; sodium ion transmembrane transport. Gene Ontology annotation, cellular component: axon; neuronal cell body membrane; presynaptic membrane. Gene Ontology annotation, molecular function: norepinephrine:sodium symporter activity; neurotransmitter:sodium symporter activity; dopamine:sodium symporter activity.
AUGGCUCUUAUUACGGCCGUGCCUCGCUCCCGCCGCGCUGACACCGCCGGGCUGAGCGCGGAGUCGCCUCCGCCAACGGAAGCGCACUUCCGUUAUCUGCGCGCCCGUACCCCCUCCUCAGCUCGCUCUCUCUGGAUGUUUAAGGCGAGGAUGAACAAACAGGUCCAGCCCGAGCGCAAAGUGUCGGUGGUGGCCCCCUUGCCGGACCGCGCGGGGCCGCCGCCGCCGCCGAAGAAGGACGUGGAGCUGAUCCUGGUGAAGGAGCACAACGGGGUGCAGUACACCAGCAGCAGCCUCCUGCCCGCCGCCCCCGCGCCGCGGGGCACCCAGGACAGGGAGACCUGGGGCAAGAAGAUCGACUUCCUCCUCUCCGUCAUCGGCUUCGCCGUGGACCUGGCCAACGUCUGGCGAUUUCCAUACCUCUGCUACAAAAAUGGAGGGGGUGCUUUUCUUAUUCCCUACAUCCUCUUCUUAAUCAUUGCUGGAAUGCCCCUGUUCUAUAUGGAAUUAGCACUGGGACAAUAUAACCGAGAAGGGGCUGCCACUGUUUGGAAAAUCUGUCCAGUUUUCAAAGGUGUAGGCUAUGCAGUGAUACUCAUAGCUCUUUACGUGGGUUUCUACUACAACGUUAUCAUAGCUUGGUCUCUGUAUUAUCUAUUUUCAUCAUUCACAUUUGAGCUCCCUUGGACAAACUGCCACAACAGCUGGAACAGCCCAAACUGUACAGAUCCAAAACUCUUCAAUGCAUCAGUGCUUGGCAAUGGUACUAAAUACUCCAAGUACAAGCUCACUCCUGCAGCUGAAUUUUAUGAGCGAGGAGUUCUGCACCUGCACGAGAGCCGUGGGAUCCAUGACCUUGGCUUGCCUCGCUGGCAACUUGCCCUCUGCCUCUUGGUGGUGGUAAUCAUUCUUUUCUUUAGUCUGUGGAAAGGCGUGAAGACUUCAGGAAAGGUUGUUUGGAUAACAGCCACUUUGCCUUAUGUUGUAUUAUUUGUCUUAUUAAUACAUGGAAUAACCCUGCCUGGUGCAUACAAUGGAAUAAAUGCAUACCUGCAUAUAGAUUUCAGAAGAUUAAAAGAAGCCACAGUAUGGAUUGAUGCAGCUACUCAGAUAUUUUACUCCUUAGGAGCUGGGUUUGGUGUUUUAAUUGCAUUUGCCAGUUACAAUAAGUUCGACAACAACUGCUACAGGGAUGCUUUGCUGACUAGCACCAUUAACUGUGUCACAAGCUUCAUCUCAGGAUUUGCAAUUUUCUCCAUAUUGGGCUACAUGGCUCAUGAGCACAAAGUUAAAAUUGAGGAUGUAGCUACUGAAGGAGCUGGUUUAGUUUUCAUCCUGUACCCAGAGGCAAUUUCAACUCUUUCAGGAUCUACAUUUUGGGCUGUGGUGUUCUUCAUCAUGCUCCUUACACUUGGUAUCGACAGUUCUAUGGGUGGGAUGGAGGCUGUCAUCACUGGCUUGGCAGAUGAUUUCCACCUUCUGAAGCAGCACAGAAAGCUUUUCACCUUUGGUGUUUCUUUUGGCACUUUCCUACUUGGUCUUUUUUGCAUUACCAAUGGUGGAAUUUAUGUGCUCACACUUCUGGACACAUUUGCAGCUGGGACUUCAAUAUUGUUUGCAGUUCUAAUGGAGGCAAUUGGAGUUUCCUGGUUUUAUGGUGUGGAUAGAUUCAGUGAAGACAUCCAACAAAUGAUGGGUUUCAAACCAGGCCUCUACUGGAGACUGUGCUGGAAAUUUGUUAGUCCUGCUUUUUUAUUGUUUGUUGUGAUAGUCAGCAUAAUAAAUUUCAAACCUCUGACCUAUGAUGACUACACCUUCCCUCCAUGGGCAAACCGCAUUGGCUGGGGAAUAGCUUUAUCCUCCAUGAUCCUUGUGCCUGCCUAUAUCAUCUAUAAAUUUAUGAAUGUGCGUGGGACCUUUAAAGAAAGACUAGCUUACUGCAUCACGCCUGAAAACGAGCACCAACUCGUGGCCCAAGGAAAUGUCAGGCAGUUUAAGCUCCAACACUGGCUAGCAAUAUGACAACCAACAGAUCAAGGAAAAAGCCCACAUUCAGCUAAACUGAGAAUAAAGAAAAGUCAAGUUCAAAGCUCCCUCACUUAUGCUUGGGCCAGGCUGGCCCAGAGUUUAUCUACUGACUCCAUGAGGGAAGACAUCUGCUCUCUGUUGUCAAUGCCUCCCUUCUAUUACUUGGCUUCAAAUGAUCUUUAAAGACUCCGUUUAAGUUUUAUUGCAUCCUUUGGUGCCAUGAGAUCCCUACAUGACCAAAACUUGUGAGUUUUGCUAUAGGCAGAAGUGGAGGAGGGAGGAGCAGAGGAAAAGAACAAUCAGCAAAAAUUAAGUGCUUUUUUAUUGUGAAGACGUGAAUUAAACUUUUCUGACAGUAAUAACUUCUUCAGAUAUUAAUGCCACAAUCUAUUUUAAACCAACACCACCUGAGUGCUGUCAGAUCUAAGGAAAGAAUACACCUCAGUUAUGACAAAAGAGCAAUUUUAACUAUGUCCUCAUGUCAUUAGCUUUCUUGCCAUACUGUCCUUUGGGAUGCAAGUUUGCAUCCUUCUGAAGUGAAGACUCAGUGCUUCAUUUUCAGUGGUUUGUUAUUAGUUCGUUCUCUUGGUGAAGAACAUUGUCUUUGCUGUACAUAUCUAUGCCAUUUUCUGACCAGUUUAAUUACACUGAAACUGAAGAGCAGCAGGAAGAGAAUUCCUGUUAGGUUACUAGUGUAGAACACAGCUUAAUAUCACAGUGUACUUCUUGAAAGAGAUAUUCCCUUAUAUCAACAAUUUGAAUGGCUUUAUCAUAUGAUCCACACUCUGCAGACUUUUCCAGCUAAACAUGAAAGUUACAUCCAAAUAGACAGACUCUCAUAUUUUUGUUGUAUUUUGUUCCAAAUAAAGAGUGUAAAAUACUUAAGUGAUAAUUUAAAAAAAUAUAUAAUUACCAAGUGGCACAAAAAACCAAAUUCACAAAUUACCCUGCUGUGAACAUAUUAUAAUUUAACCAGGAUUCACCUACCAAAACAUAGUUAGAUUUUGUUGAUUAACUUAAUUAUAUUUUAGGCACAAUCAGCUCUCUAAACCUAUUCCCACUCUGUUCUCUAGUAGUAUUAUGCAAAGUAGAAGAUACAGAACAAACUCUGCUUUUGGGUGCUGUUCUUACUCUGUGGUCACUUGUCACUGUAGUACCUUUCAAGUGAUCACUACAUUCAGUAGCUUUGAAUUAGUUCUUGUGAUUAUUUAUCACUAGGUCUACAGUAAUUUUCUGAGGCAGUAGCUUCUCCGCUGGAUCCAACACAGUUUACCUCUGGGCAUUACCUCUGGUGUUUUUUGUCUAUACAUUCAGUUGAGCUUGUCUUUUAAAUGUAUGUAGUGCUUCCUCUUUUUUAAAAAAAGACCUUUUCAAUGGAUCUUCUUUUUUAUUUAUGAAACAAUUUUUGUUGAGUUGUUUUCUUUUUUAAAAUAGCCAAGUUUUAAAGUGCCAAGUGCUUUUGGGCUUUUUCUAUUUAACAUUGAUUUCUGUUCAAAAUAAUGAAAGGGAAAUUUCUCCCCUUAUUCAUUCUUUUCCUCCAAAUAUUCAAUACUUCAGAGCAAAUCAAGUGUUGUCCUUCUCUUGAAGAGUCUCUGUGACAAACAGUUUUAUUUAAAUAGGGAUUUGAACCCAAAGAAUACUUUCUUCUAAUUAUAAAGGAAGUUUUAUUUUCUGGCCCCGGUGAUGGCCAACAGCUGCUUAAACCUCAUUAUUAAAUAUAUUUCAAUAAUAAAGGAAUUCCAAAUGUUGCAGUUCUAAUGCUGUAAUUACACAAGAGGCUAAAUAGUGAAAACAUAUUGAAGGCUUUGAAAAAAUCAUCCCACCAACUUCUCAGUUAAUCUCAUUUUUAUUGCUUGCCAAACGUCAUGAGAAUCUUUCCAUUGUUUUAAAGCCUACUUUUCAACAAUACAGCUGCUUCAGUCACUGUCUUGGCAUGGCUCAAAAGCUUCUUAGCAUAGAUGCAACUACCAAGUUUAGAAACUUCUAGGGGCUGUUUAACAUGGAGCUUUAAUAGGUUGUCACUUUACACACUGUUUGGUUGGUUCAUGAUUGGAAAUGCUAAAAACCUCCACCAAUGUUCAGUUGUGGAGUCCAUCAGCACCAUCCCUACAGCACAACCCAUGUAGGAAAAGUUACAUUUCCUCACUGCUCUGCUCUGAUAUAGAAGCAAAGCUACCAUCCAUGGGAAUACAUCAGCUUUAGCCAGCGUGUUUGAGUUUGAUUGUAUUCUUAAUAUGGACUCCUAAGGCAAUUACCCACUGCAUUAUUUUUAUUUCUGUUACUGUGUAACUUCUUGGGUUUAAUAUAGUAUUUAUAGCUCAGGACUACAUUGCACUAUUGCCACCUUUUUCUGAGGUUUUCUAGGUAAAGAACUUGCAAUCUAUACUGAAGUCAAAAGUCUUACCAAAGGAAUUAGGGAUCUUAUUACCAGAACUAGCCUGAAUGAAAAUAUCAAUACACACUGCAUGACUGCAUAGGCAGACUUUAAAUUCAAGAUAUUGCCCAAAGAAAGUCUCCCUCCAAAUAAUAUGACUUCUGUCCUAAAGACAAAUAUCUUAAAUUCUCCACAGAAUAAGAUGAUUAACUACCUCAUGCCUCUUGGAUGAUGAAUGAUGCCAUUAGACACAAACUAGCAUCUAUACAAAUGACAAAUACUUCUGUGAAGACCAGGUUAUGUUCAUUUUCUCCACUCAGUGAUAUGGUACAGACAGGCCAAUAAGAAGCCAUAACAUGGGCACCCACCUCCUCUUACCCACCUGCUUUGGGCCCCCAGGUACAUUUUCAAUAUGGAAAAUAUCAAAUGCCACAGAGAUACUCCUCUCCCUUUGGUUAAAACACCUGUACUUAAAAAACAAAACCAAAGACUCCAGUCAGGUCUUUAUCAUCCAUGUCACUGAACUGCAAGUCUUCCCCUAACUCUAUCUUGACUUUUCAGCCCAGCAGCUGACCCUUUCCCUCAGCUGCACCCAUUUCAAGAGCAAACCCUCUCUGGGGAAUGCCACUCUCCCAGAUAUCCCUGUGGAAUUGCGUGUAUAUUCUGUCUGAGUAGGCAGCCCACUUUUUAAAGAAGAAAAUUUUUGGUACAAGUUGCAGAAUCAUCUGCUUGUUAAUUAUGUUUGUUGUAACAAACCCAUGGGAAGAAUUCAGUGAAGCUGCUAAAGAGCUCAUUUGACAGUUCUAGAAAAUAUUUCCUCAAAAGCCUUUUCUUAAUCUGAUAAAGGAAGCAGCUGUCAUAUAUCAGUAUAUCUCUUCUGAUCUUUCUUUUGACCAGUGAAAAAGACCUGCCUGAUGAUGUUUCAUCAAUCCACAGAAAGUUAGUCAGCACCAAAGAGAGAGACCCUCCAUUCUCUCUUUGUACCCUUCCCUGCCAUCAUUCAGCCAGAAAAUUCUUCACAUCCUUGGAACUAUUCUAAAACUACAUUACUAAAACACCACAGAUUUAAAUUUCUGGAAGAAACAGUGGGCCUUUUAGGGCAAUAGUCCAAAAAGCACUAGUACUAUUUAUUAUUGGGCCCCUGUUUGACCAAUAUCUUUUUUAUCAGUUCUUGUGUUCAGUCAUGACCUGAGACAUACACCCUGGCAACACUUGAAAGACAUCUUACCAUAGUGAGGGAUUCUGCAGGAUAUCCAGGAUCAAACAUGAUAUUUUAAAUUUAGAAAGUAGGAGAAUUACUUGGCUGUUACUACUGAGCACAUUCCCUGACUGCACGUGCAAUGUGUUGUAUGUACUUUUCCCAAAGGAAAUUUCCUGUACUCAGUCAUUUCUUCUCAGCAAAAUACCAUUUAACUACUAUUUAAAAAGGGCAAGCCCAUUUUUUAUAUACAUUUACUUAUCAUACUAUUGUUUUGACAUCAAUUAAGUUUAUUUUGUACUGUUAAGUUGUAAGAGGCCACAUCAAAGUUAUUUUGCUGCUAAUGUCUCUUUUGCAGUUCUUUCAAUUCAUACAGGAUUAAUUAGCAGAUACUUGCUUUUAUAGGAGUAGAUAACUUUCAUUCAUAUCUUGAACUGCUUCACUAAAUUUCAUGAGGAUUUGGCAAAUGUUCAAGAAUUUCUUUCCUAAGAACCAAAUUAAAACCGUAGUUCAACAAUUUCAAAAGAGGUGAGACUUAAAGAUGCUUUAUUUGCAGUGCCACAUUAAAACAUUAAAAUGAGCCCGAAGGACCCAGACAUUGGAAAGCUAUCACAGUUCAACAAAUGACAAUACAUAACCCUACCUGCAGAAAUUGUGUGAACCUUGAGCCUCUUGGAGCAGUAAACUGGGACUUUUUUGCUCUAA